Messenger RNA from Ogataea polymorpha, 3508 nucleotides. RefSeq lists its product as uncharacterized. The coding region runs from base 1 to 1146 and encodes 381 amino acids. Gene Ontology annotation, cellular component: cytoplasm. NCBI's taxonomy places the organism in Eukaryota, Fungi, Ascomycota, Pichiomycetes, Pichiales, Pichiaceae. The transcript has a single exon. Gene Ontology annotation, molecular function: zinc ion binding; ubiquitin protein ligase activity. The record is from RefSeq and is a predicted model, not a curated record.
AUGGAUUCUAUCACUGCAGAGGAGUAUCUCGCCAACCAGCUCCAGCUGGAAAAAGAGGCUCGUCAUCUGAUGCCGUAUGAUCCCAAAGUGUGCACGUACUCACUAGGACCAAUAAGACAGCACAUAUACGCCUGCUUGACGUGCUCGCGUCAGAAUGGCCAUCCUGUAGGCGUAUGCUACGCGUGUUCCAUCCAAUGCCACACGUCGCACGACCUUGUGGAGCUAUUUGCCAAAAGAUCCUUUACAUGCGACUGCGGGACCAAGCGGACAGAGAAGUACGGCGUUUGUUCUCUAAGAACCACCAUUGGCAAGAAGACCACCAUCAAUAAGGACCAACUGCCUACGGACAUACCCUCGAGCACCAACUUGUACAAUCACAAUUACGAGGGCACGUUCUGUGCUUGUCGCAAAAGAUACGAUCCUACAGACGACAGCAACAUGUUCCAGUGCACUUUUGGCGAUGCGUGCGGAGAAGACUGGUUCCACGAGGAAUGCAUCAUGGGAAUGCGACCGGGGGACGUGAAUCGGCGCCAAAUCAAGGGGGAGGGAGAAAACAAGCUGGAGUCAUUAUCUGAGCCGGGGCUGGAUGCGCAGGAAGAUCAGAAACACAGAGAAUUGCUGGAGAUCCAGCCCUUACCAGGAUUCCCAGAUCUGGACGACUUUGACACCAUUAUCUGCUGGAAAUGCGUCCAAAAAUACAGAAUGGAGAUGGAAAUGCUUGUAAAAGAACUAGGAUGCGAGACAAUUACCAGAAAAGUGAAACCUGAGCCGGAACAGGCCAAAAGAGCCAAGACAGAGCCGUCGUUCACCAUUUUCCUAAAGGACAACUUCAAGGACCAGUUACAGAAGAUAAUCACAGAAAACAAACCCGAGAACAUGCCAUUGAUAUCCCUCCUCAAGGUGCACACGUACUUGUACCUCGAAGACUCGAUUUACAAGCCACCGGAGGACGAGGACGACGACUCGUCGAUCUUCGAGCUGGGGCUGCGCAACCUCAGCAAGUUACCUGUGGAGAGCGCGAUCUCAAGCGUGCACGCGUAUGAAAAGGUGAAGAGCAAGCUGACAGAGUUUCUCCGGCCGUUUGCAGAGCAGAACAAGGUCGUCACGGAGGAGGAAAUACGGUCGUUUUUUAACGGCAUCGAGUGAGGAAAAUAAAUACGCCCUGGGCUGUGCACCGGUGAUUAUUAUUUCUUAUCUCAAAAUCAGAUUACCUUUUUUCCUUGCUCCGCAAACAUGUUGGGACUCAUUGCGGUGGGUAUCGUAUUAGUGGACAAAACCACCAAGAAAAUUGAUGCGACGCGUGCCAAGAAGCGCAAGAAUAGGCUGGUAAGGUACUCGGAGUCGAUGAACGUCUCACCGCCACCCUACGUGAAGCUGUCAAAGUUUGUGGGCAGUAGGGAGUUUGGGACGCCGGUUCAGACUUCUGUUCCGCGCAGUAUCCGCUACAUUGAAGUAAAUUGCAACCGGCACGUGGAGAGCAUCAAAUUCAUCACCUAUUCUGGCGACACGUACAUGUUCGGGUUCUGGAAGCCUGUUAAGGAUACGUAUCGGGUAGAACUAGAAAGGGGAGACAAAAUCACCAAGAUAUACUUGAAAUUUGGGCAAUAUCUGGACAAGAUCAAGUUCGAGACGAAACUGGGCGGACAGACCAAGUCCAUGGGCAAGUGUCUGGCCGGCAAGUACUUGGAAAUACCCAUUGACGAGGAUCGGCAGCUGGCUGCAAUUAAAGGCAUGUAUUGUCAACACAUCAACGGGAUCCAGUUUGUCACAUCCAUGUGACGUUGGCGUGUUUGGGUUAUUGAUAUGGGGUUGUGCUGCGGCUUGCACGGAUGCGGCCGACGGUUGCUUUUUCCUUGGCGACGCUAUCGAGAAUUUUGAUAUAUUUUUCGAGAAACUUGUUUUGACUGGCGAGCGAAUCUGUGCGUCUUUUGUACAUCUCCGUUUCUCUGUCGAGUUUUGUCUGCUGCAGCUUGCGGAAAUCGCCUUUGCUUUCUGUAUGCACCGCUUCGAGCUUCUUUUUUGUCUCCAUCAGCAUCGACGACAUUUCCGCAGCAGCAGACGAUUUCUGCUGGUAUUCUGCACGGACAGACUCAUUUUCCGCCAUAACUUUCUGGUACUCGACUUCUAGCCGUUUCAACUCGUCUUGUAAGGCGCUGAUUGCAUCCUGCUGCUCAUGCAGCGCUGUUUCUGUAGCUCCGUUCCGUGCUCGGUUGGUGUACUCUUCCAUGCGCUCCUUAAGCCUUCGGUCUGUCUCCUCAACGGUACGCAAGUCUUUUUCACACUUUUCGACCUGCUUGGCCAAAGUUUCCGCCGUGGUUUUGGUUGUCUGCAGUUUUCUAAAAACGUCUCCCAUGGCCUCCACAACGGCCUCCAGCUGGGCCUGGCGCUGUGAGUCGUCCUCGCGAAUACCCGCAAGGUGUCUCCGCUGCGUGUCAACAGUGUAAACUAGCUCCUGGUAGCGGUCGUAGAUCAACCGGCCAAGCCUUAGCUGGUACUCGUGGUACGUCAGGCCCACCAACGGAGACUCCUCAAGCUUGAUUUUCUUGGGAUCGUCCUUUGGAGCCAGCGACAGGUUGAAAAAUUCGUAGCGGUCCAGAUGGUACGGUGUCUCAAGUUCCAGGCUCGCCAGCGCUUCCAACGCGUCGUUGUCGCUCACUGUCUCUAUUUCUUUGCUCUCGGUGUAUGGAUACCUGCCCUGGCCAUCGAGCCAACUGACAACGUCUUGCAAUUCCGGACCUGGUGUAGCGGCAUUCCUGUUCACCAAUACCAGUUUGGCGAGCUGUUUAUCUCGUUCGUCGCCCGAAAUUGCUCUGUCCAGCGCAAGAUCGAAGUAUUCGAUGCCGUUCAGAUAUAUUGGCUUGAUAACCGGAAUUGCGAGACUCUGGUCCAGCUUUGCGUCCAGCGAGAUCACCAAGUCACUGCGCAGCUCCUCGAAACGUGCCAGACUUUGCAAUUGGUUCGAUAAAAUCAGGUACACGCUCACGACCCGGUUUUUCUGCUGCUCGAUUUUAUGGUACAGCGGGCUGUUUUUCGAGAUCCGCGGCGUGUAGUCGUCUGUGCCGUUAUUCUUGCCAUUGGCGGCUGCUGCAUGCGGCGACGGCAUGGUCGGGUUGCUCAAUUCCUGCUUGCUGAAGUCGAACGAGCCGUGAUUGUCGUAGUAGAGCGAAGAGCCACUGAACCUGUAGUACUGAAGAUCCCGCUUGCCAAUCAGGAUGCCCUCGAUCAGGUCUAGCUCGCGCGAGCUUGCCGCCGUCACAAUUACGGUGCGUGGCUGUUUGCGCACGGCAAGCCGGCUCAGAAGGUCGUCGACGCAAACAUACUUGGCAGAGGACCGUUUGAGGUUGUGUUUGGGGUUCAUCAACACCAUGUUUCUGGACAUGAAAUGAUCCACAAGCAGACUCGAAUGGUUCGCUAUCUGCCGGAGGUUUGCGACGAAAAGCUCAAGCAUGGCCGAGCUGCUCAAAGUGUCCGAAUCUAUCUCGUCCUUUACCUGUCCCGUUAAUAGCUU